This is a messenger RNA of Aspergillus nidulans FGSC A4, 3210 nucleotides long. RefSeq names its product exoribonuclease II. NCBI's taxonomy places the organism in Eukaryota, Fungi, Ascomycota, Eurotiomycetes, Eurotiales, Aspergillaceae. The transcript is spliced from 2 exons. Gene Ontology annotation, molecular function: RNA nuclease activity; RNA binding. Bases 58 to 3210 code for a protein of 1050 amino acids. The record is from RefSeq and is a predicted model, not a curated record.
CGUCCUUCUCUAUUUCUACAAUAGAUCGUUGUUCGGCCGUAUGAUGGAUGAUAAGUCAUGCCUCUAACUGCCUACAGAGCCCGGAUAUCCGGCAGGGCGACAGGUCCGGGCUUUGUCAAGCUCGGCCAUUCGACCUCCGUCGCCCGUUCGUGCCCAGCAGCCCUGAGCAGACUUGCCGCAAGACCAGUGAUAGCUCGGCGGUACAAUUCUAAUGAGACUCAGAGUUCAGUUGGCGACUCGUUGCGAAAACCGCAGUCCAUUGACGAUAUUCGACUUCAGACCGAGUUUGAGAAGAAUAAAGACAUUAGGGACUACCUGCGAAAAUGGCAGGAGAUCACACCAAACACUCUGGACCCAGUUCGCAAUAUCGAACUGUCGGAGUCGUCGCAACCAUGGACGGGGAAUAUGUUCACGUUUGGCUCGGACCUGGAUGACGCGGUUGACGAUAAGCUGCGGCUGACAGACGAGGAUAUGUCCGGCUUUGCCCAUAUUGCUGAUGAGGGAGAGGGUGUAUACGACUACCUACAGCCUGGAGAUCUUGUGGUGUUUCGGAUGUAUGCACCCUUCUGCAGCGCUUGGAAACCGCUAACAAUUGGCAGCUCCCACGAAAUAUUGAGAUACGGUAUCUACGUUCGAUCCAUCAACAAACAACAUCAAUUCUACACCCACAGAGGGAAAUGGCGGAUUGCCGACACUAAAGAUGUCGACUUUGUGGUGAGGGGAUUCGUAAGCCCCAAGUCUGUCAGGCGUCUGCACCCGUACUUUCCAGAUACCACAGCCGAGCUGUUGGGCGAGAUUCAGUCGACAAUUGAAGGAGGAGUACCACGCGAGGCAGGCGCGCGCCUUCUUGAGAAGUUGAAUGAGUUUGACGCGCAGGUCCAGGCACUGUACCGGGCCAACUCAAUUCGAUUCGAUAAUAUCUACGAGGUGGUGGCCCAUCCAGAAAAGCAACUGCAAAUGACCCUGGACGAGCUGGCCUGCGAAGCGCUGGAGAUUGAGCCCGACCAAAUCAAUGAUGUGAUCCGUUAUGUUGUCCAUCGCUCAUGCCGCCAGUUUCCUUUUCUGAUAGACAAUGAUCGAAGCUCUUUGUUCACCUUUCAAUAUGUCAUCUUUCCCACCUCCGUCGCCACCAUGCUUACAAGAGUCACGACUUGGGUCCGCGAGCACCAGUCAUUUCUCGUUGGUUCUGUUACUGCAAAUAGCGUGAAGUCGCAUCAUCCAAUGGUGACAUUCAUUCAAAAGGCGCAACGAUUGAUACGACAGAGCAGGGUUAUCCGCUCGCCGACCGUGAUGGCUUGCGUGGGCCCAUCGGCACAGCGCUUCGCUCUUGAGGGUGCUGGCAUCUCGCAGGUGGUUCGGAAGGUGUCAAACGAGGCCUUUACCAGCUUCAAUGAUAAUGACAAGCUAAUUAUUCGAUUCCUCCAGCUCUGGUGUAUCCCCCCUAAGAGGAUGAAGUCGGCCGCUCUGCAAUCGGCUGGAUCGCAUAUAAUGCGCGCAACAGGCAUGUAUUCCGCAAUGGAGCUGAAUUCAGGAUCGGCCCCUUUGUUUCUGCAGGAACUGGGGGUUUUUGCGCCAUGGGAGAAUCUACGCCUCCUGGAUCAAGACCUGAAUCUCUCCCCAUACCCCCCUACCUCGGACCAAAAGUGGAGUCAGUUCCAGGGUGAAACUCAGAGUUCUCGUAGAAAUUGUCUAGGUGAUGCAAUGGCCGCACUGCGAAAGGACUGGGGCGAAUUGCCCGUGUAUUGUGUCGAUGCUAUCGAUGCGCAGGAGAUCGACGAUGGCAUUUCGCUUGAGCGCAUCCCGGGGUCGGACUCUUUCUGGAUUCACGUUCAUGUCGCCAACCCAUCCUCAUAUUUAAACGUUGGCCAUCGUCUUAUUGAAUAUGCAGCAGCCCGGUUGCAAACCCUCUACGUACCUGAAAGGACAUAUCCUAUACUGCCACCAUCUUUGACACAGGAACACUUCAGUCUCGCCCCUGGUCGGCCUUGCUUGACAUUCAGCGCCAAGCUGAACCUUCAGGGCCAAGUUUUGGAGUCGAAUGUGACUAAUGGCGUUGUUCGAAAUGUCAAGUACAUCACACAUGACAAGUUGCGCAGUGUGUUUGGAGUCGAGGCUGAUAGCUCCAUGAAACCACUGACGGUUGGAGGGAAAAUGCCGGAACGGUCCCGUCCGGACCUGCAAGAUACAUUAUCGCCUGAAGACGAGAACACGUUCCACACUUUACGCCAGCUUAUGCUAGGGUUUCGCGAGUACCGCCGCAAGAACGGCGCAAUGGAGUGGCCCAACAACAUUAACACACCUGUCUCAAUGACAGUCGGAAGACGCCCGCUAGAUCCGCCCUCGAUAGAGGUCACCCAUGGAGGCUACUACAUCGGCGACCCAAUCAUCCAACUCUGCCCUCAGAAAAUCGACCCUCAUGAGGUCCUGGACUUGUCCAAACACGACCUCGUCUCCCUGCUCAUGAACCUCGCCUGCUGGGUUUCAGCCAAGUGGCUCGCCGAGCGCAACAUUCCAGCCGUGUACGACGGCACAAACUACCACCCGGAAUACCCUCCAUUGACUCGAGAGAACAUGUCCGAGUACGGGGGACAGGGAUUCUUCGAACUCGCCGCACCAAGAGGUGUUUCAUCUUCCCGCCCAAUACACCAUAUUCCAUUGGGACUUGAUGCCUACGUAAAGUCAACUAGCCCGCUCCGCCGAUACAGCGAUCUGCUAGCACACUACCAGAUUGAAGCGGCCCUCCGCUUCGAACAUGAGCACGGGCGGCGUCUCGACGCCUCCAACCCCGACGACGCGAAAGCCCUCCCGUUCUCUCAUGAGGACGUCGAAGAGCACAUUUCACGGUCUCGAUGGAAGAAAAAUCGCCUGCGCGCCAUCGACCACGGUUCGAAACAGUUCUGGGCAUGCAUGCUCCUCUUCCGCGCGUUUUACUUUGCAGAAUGUGCCCUCCCCGAGACGUUUGAGUGUCUCGUGCACAGGCCGUUCAGCCAAACGGCGAUGGUGGGCACGCAGUAUGAUAACGGGUUCCUGGGUGCUAUUACUUCGUUGGGUGUGAGGUGUGCAAUUAUUGUGCCGCCUGAAGUGAAGGAUGUUGACGUCUUGUCUGUUGUCGAGGCCAAGAUCACGAGCGUCAAUCUCGCACGGUGUCUUGUCACCGUGCAGGCGACAAGGCUCGUUAAGCCGUUCAAGCGCGUGGGAGAGUGGGCGUGA